Malassezia globosa CBS 7966 is the source of this 2007-nucleotide messenger RNA. RefSeq lists its product as uncharacterized. Gene Ontology annotation, molecular function: structural constituent of nuclear pore. The record is from RefSeq and is a predicted model, not a curated record. Bases 1 to 2007 code for a protein of 668 amino acids. Gene Ontology annotation, biological process: protein import into nucleus; transcription-dependent tethering of RNA polymerase II gene DNA at nuclear periphery; poly(A)+ mRNA export from nucleus. The transcript has a single exon. Lineage: Eukaryota; Fungi; Basidiomycota; Malasseziomycetes; Malasseziales; Malasseziaceae. Gene Ontology annotation, cellular component: nuclear pore outer ring.
AUGCCUAAAACCGUUGACCUGCGUACGCAACUCGCACAGCGCGUGGCGUGUGCAUUGCGUCUGCGUGAUGUAUUGGGUCGGAAUGGUUAUCUUGCUCAACUUUCAAUUUCAACUCGCAUUCAUUUGCGAGCAGAUGCUGAGCUGUUGGCAGGGGCAAGUGAUCUCUGGCGUUUGUUUGACGCUGGGGAGCAUGCAGCCGUGCUUGUCACUGCGAUCGAGAGUGUGCUGGGCCCUGGGUAUGAGCGAGUAUUUUUCGAGCAGGCACUUCCACGAAUGGUCGAAAUUCUUGCCGCACUUCAUGCUCAAUUGACUCCAUCCAAUGCCGUGGUGUGUACGCGACUAGUGUUGGCCUUGUUCCUUGGCGCAACACGCUUCCGUCUUGAACACGGUGCAGCGUAUCAGCAGACGUCUCUUCCUAGUUCGUCAACGUUUGAGCCUUGGUACGCGUCACCUGUAUGUAUCCGCCUCCUGGAAUCACUGUUUGAUGCGGCCAUCAAUCGGCUCGAGCAUACACAAGAAGCCGCAGCUGAUGCAGAGCUCCGCACUCAGCUUUGUGCUUUGGCAGAACAAGCACUAAAUGCAUAUGAAGCUCGCGAGGCAUUCCUUAGCAACGAUGCGGACGGUCUUGCAGCUGCACAAGCUGCUUUCUCGAGAGCGCGCCCGGCUUUGUUGCGCCCCCUGUUGGGUAUCGGACGUGCCGACAAAGCAUUCGCACUUGCCGAGCAUCAUCGCGAUUUUCACACGCUCGUGGUUCUUUGCUUUGCGGAUCCGGCCAACAAUGACGAUUCCAAGCGCAUAAAGCUCAUGAAUCCAGCGAGUUCGGACUCCUCAGAUGUACGUGUGGAGCUUUACCUUGAUGCAUAUGGUAUGGAUUUUGCCAAUGAGUUGUAUCAAUACUACAUAAAACACGGUGCAGUUCGUCGCUUAUUGGAGCCACGUGCCGAGCAUGCACACUUGGUGUCCCGUUUUCUUGAUGAACAUCCACAGUAUUCCCGGCUUGCAUGGGUACACGAUUCAGCUCUUGAUCAGUAUGAGCGUGCGAGCUCGACGCUUCGCGCUUGCGCGCAGCAAGAACGCCUGGAUGUACAGGCUAAGCAGCGUAUGCUAAGUAUCGGAAAGCUACUACAUCUUGCCUCGCUUCCUAGUAUGGAAGGAGUGUCUGCACCCGCUCAGCAAGCGACACUCGAGAGUUGGGAUGACGCGCUUGACCUUGUGCACAUACAAACUCGCUUGCAUGCCCGAUGGGUCGAGGCAACGCUGGUGGAUGAGAGUGCUCCUGCAGAAGCUCAAGCUGAACAUAUCGCUUCGAGUAUUGCUCCCUUGCUUGACAAUAGACCGACAUUGCGCACAUUGUUUGUCUCGUUUGCUAGCGAGGUGAUCGCAGGUCAUGUUGUGACUGGAGAAGACAUAAUUGACUUGUUGACUUUGGCAGAUCGGUCAUUUGCUGCCCCACAAGAUUCUGCUCUGACUGAUUUUGCUAUUGCUGUCCAGGUCUUGGUGAGACUGGACCUUUCAUCGGCGAGACGAGAUGCAGCUCUGGUAUCGUUGUGGCGGCGUCUUUAUUUGAUGGAUGAUUGGGAAGCACUUAGUGAUACCGCAAGUUUAACUGAUGAGCAAGUGCUUCAGAAUGUUCAAAACACAACAGCAUUUCACACUUUGCAAAGCGUCCUCGCUGACGAUAGUACUGCCGAAACUGUCAUAUCUCCAGAGUCAAUUUGUACAAUGGCUCCCCCAGAUCUAUCAUUGCUGAAAGAGCGAUUGCAAGGCUUACCAGACACUCAAAUACAAGCCAUCCAUGAUGCUUUCCAAGAGGAGCAUGAUGCCUUGGCACAUACUGUGGAAUGCACCCGCCUCUCUGCAUAUUUUUCACACAUCCUCUCGGUCCGUCUAAUAAAUAAGGAAGAUUGGGAUAUGGAUGACGAAGAUGCGCCUGAACGUAAGCUUGAAGAUACGACUACACCCUUAUACGAGACUUCCAUGCCAGGUGCCAGCACGAUGCUUAUGUGA